This is a messenger RNA of Postia placenta MAD-698-R-SB12, 1296 nucleotides long. RefSeq lists its product as hypothetical. Gene Ontology annotation, biological process: DNA repair; regulation of transcription regulatory region DNA binding; DNA damage checkpoint signaling. Bases 1 to 1296 code for a protein of 431 amino acids. Lineage: Eukaryota; Fungi; Basidiomycota; Agaricomycetes; Polyporales; Adustoporiaceae. Gene Ontology annotation, molecular function: histone H3K79 methyltransferase activity. Gene Ontology annotation, cellular component: nucleus. The transcript has 6 exons. The record is from RefSeq and is a predicted model, not a curated record.
AUGUGCUCUUAUGUAGAUUUCAAAAACCCUGACAAUCCCGAUGACGAGAGUUUCAACCCUGACCCCGUCUCAUACCCCGUCACUGAAUUGGAAUACCCCAACUCCGGAGCAUCGGAGAAAUUUAUAUUACUCGCACCGAGAGACAGAGAGCAUUAUAAUCCCAUAAUGUGUUUGGAAAAUACCCUGUAUACCAUGCUGCGUUGUUAUUUGACUCCAGCUCAGCGGGCUCUUUUCGGAACACUGCCCGAGGAUGUGUUUCAAGACGACGCAUCCAGUGCUGCUCCGAGCCCUGCAAUCACUGUGCAAACUGUGGCUGAAUUGAGUCCUAGUUCAUACCCGUCGUCAUAUGUAUCCUCGCCACCCCCUUCCGAGUCCGAAUCCACUACAUUCAACUAUCUGCGGCUCCUGCAGCGCGCCUACCGUAAGCGCGAUGGGCCUAGAUUCCUCAAGGUGAUGGACGCCAUUAACACACUACUCCGCCUCCUCAAGUACCCGCCAAUGCCUCCGGACCCGUUUGAGCCUCACUCGCCGAAUCAUUUCGUGGACGCGGUCAAGUCGUGGACUCAGAUCCCACCAGAUGUCGUCACGCGAAUACUGAACGAGACAUACCAGCGUGCAGUAGGUCCGCGCGUCGCUGAGUUGAGCCGUUACCCUGCCUUCUCGUCGACGGUGUAUGGCGAGCUCGAACCCAAGCUCGUCGCGCGAAUCAUCCGGGAGACUGGCCUGCGCGCGGACUCGCUCUUCCUGGACCUCGGCUCAGGCGUCGGACAGGUCGUACUCCAGGCAAGCCUGCACACGGGUUGCACAAGCUUUGGCGUAGAGAUUAUGCCUAUUCCGGCAGAUAUUGCGCGCAGCCAGCGCGAACAAAUACAUAUGCGCUGCAGGAUGUGGGGCGUCACGAUGGGCGAGGUGGAGCUCGAGGAGAACGACAUGCUGAAAAGCACGAGGGUCGACGAGCUUAUCUCGAAGGCGGACGUCGUCCUUGUCAACAACAAAGUCUUCGAUGAGAAAUUAAACAACGACCUCAAAUCCAAGUUUCUGGACCUGAAGGAAGGUGCGAUCGUCGUCUCCCUCAACCCAUUUGUGCCGUCUACACGACUGAGCGAGCGCAAUCUGGAUGAUAUCAGCGGAAUCUUCCAGGUCACAGAGAGGCCGUAUGGUCACGGCGAUGUUUCUUGGGGCAGUGGCGAAGGCUCGUACUACAUCCACCGUGUCGACCGCAGAGGCUAUACAGAGAUUAAGACACGGUUGGAAUCUCGGGCAAACAACCCUCGGACUACACGCUCGCGGCGGUGA